AUGAGAGUGGCACCAGGACAGAGUGUGCCAGUGGACAAAGAAACACAAAAUGACGAAGAUUCUGAUCUAAAAACAUCGGUUUUUGGUACUCGAACUCGCUUUGUUAUGGUAGUCAUCGUACUCAUUUGUCUUGCUAGCAUAUGGUCCAACAUACUGGCGUUCAAUUUCGCUGUGAUCUGCAUGGAAACGCCGCAAAAUGUUUCGAACGGUGACGAGUCACUGGAUACAUCCGACAGACAUGACUUUACCAACAGUAAGACGCUGUAG
Messenger RNA from Gongylonema pulchrum, 267 nucleotides. The record is from the annotation of a GenBank genome assembly. NCBI's taxonomy places the organism in Eukaryota, Metazoa, Nematoda, Chromadorea, Rhabditida, Gongylonematidae.